Messenger RNA from Arxiozyma heterogenica, 552 nucleotides. RefSeq names its product ankyrin repeat-containing protein ANK1 (gene ANK1). Gene Ontology annotation, molecular function: protein binding. The coding region runs from base 1 to 552 and encodes 183 amino acids. Lineage: Eukaryota; Fungi; Ascomycota; Saccharomycetes; Saccharomycetales; Saccharomycetaceae. The record is from RefSeq and is a predicted model, not a curated record. The transcript has a single exon.
AUGAAGAACGAGGAGAAAGAACCACAAUUAUCACAUGAAGAAGGUGCCUCAUUAGGGGAACAAUUAUUGGAUGCUAGUAGAAGAAACAAUGAGGAUUUGUUUGACACUGUGAUUGCUACGAUCGGUAAUGAGGAUCAGAAUAGAUUGUCUAAAUUAAUUAAUGAAUCACAUGAUCCUAUGGGAAACACAGCGUUACAUCUUUGCUGUCAAUAUGGGUCGUGGGAAGUCUUGGACAAAUUGCUCGAUUUAGAUGCAGAUAUAGAGAUAGAUAACAAGAAUAAGAGCAAUGGAGAUACCCCUUUACAUUUGGCAGUCAGAUACUCGCUAGAGGAACCUGAACAUGGGACUUUUAUUGUAUCAAAUCUUAUUGAAGUUGGUGCGGAUCCUAGAAUCAAAAACAACCAUGGUCAAAAGCCAAGUGAUUUGAUACAUGGAGACGAAUUGGAUGAUUUGUUUGAUUUAUUACAAGGUGCAGAAUUGGCUGCUGAUAAUGGUGGUAUGGAAGGUUUGCAAGAGCAAGAAAUUGAUGUGUCUGACGAUAAUGAUGAGUAA